ACAAGAAACCUGAUGACUGGGUUGAUAAUCCAAAGAUUCCCGAUCCUAGUGCUAAAAAGCCUGCUGAUUGGGAUGAGGAUGCACCAUACGAAAUUCCUGAUGAAGAUGCCAAAAAGCCUGAAGGCUGGCUUGAUACUGAGCCUUUGAACAUUCCAGAUCCGGAAUCCAAAAAGCCUGAUGACUGGGAUGAUGAAGAGGAUGGCGAUUGGAUUCCUCCAACUAUACCUAAUCCAAAAUGCGAAGAAGCACCUGGUUGUGGCGAAUGGAAACGUCCAAACAAGCGUAAUCCUAACUACAAAGGAAAGUGGUACGCUCCAGAGAUUGAUAAUCCAAAAUACAAAGGUCCAUGGGCACCUCGUAAAAUUCCAAACCCUGAUUUCUUUGAAGACUUGAAUCCUUCUAAAUUUGAAAAGAUUGGCGCUGUUGGAUUUGAACUCUGGACUAUGCAAAGCAAUAUUUUAUUUGAUAACAUCUAUAUUGGCCAUUCUGAGGAAGACUCCCAGAAAUUCGCUGAAGAGACUUGGGGCGUAAAAUAUAAGAUUGAACAGGCUGAAGAAGCUAAAGAAUAUCCUGAUAAAGGAGAAAAUGAAACUUCUGGUACAUUUGUCGAAACCAUACAAAAACAUGUAAAUGAAUUUCUUGAAAUUUUCUACGAUGAUCCUAUGGAAGCAUUCAAAGAAAAACCAGAAGUUGCGGGUGGUUUAGCUGUAUUGGUUGUUAUACUCAUUUCACUUCUCGGAGUAUUGUUUAAUUUACUAUCUACGCCCCAAAAGGCUUCUGCACCACACAAAAAGACUGACGAAGUAACUCCUGAUGAUAAAGAUGCUGAUAAGGGUGAUGCAAGCGCUUCAAAAGAUGAUG
Molecule: messenger RNA, 861 nt
Organism: Scutellospora calospora
Lineage: Eukaryota; Fungi; Glomeromycota; Glomeromycetes; Diversisporales; Gigasporaceae
Source: the annotation of a GenBank genome assembly